AUGUCGCUGCAAACUGUUGCAGUCUCAGUCCUCACCUUGAGCACCCAGCUCCUGGGCACCGCGCUCGGAGCUCCCACGAAGGAGCACGUCGAGCGAGCAGCGUGGCCGUACGGCCCCUUGGUCACCGACGGUCGGGACAUCAAGGACACCAAUGGCGACACCGUGGUGUACGCCGGCGCCAACUGGCCGGGCGCGGCCGACGUGAUGAUCCCCGAAGGCCUGCAGUUCCAGUCGAUCGAGACGAUCGUGACCGAGAUCAAGAGCCUGGGGAUGAACUCUAUCCGGCUGACCUACGCCAUCGAGCUGAUCGACCAGAUCUACGACAACGGCGGGGCCGACGUGACCAUCGAGAGGGCGCUGACGGACGCCCUGGGCGCUUCCAACGGUAGCGCCGUGCUCGGCGAGAUCCUGGCUAGUAACCCGUCCUUCACCGCGGGCACGACACGCCUCGAGGUGUACGACGCCAUCGCGGCCGAGUGCGCGGCGCAGGAGAUCUACGUGCACCUGGACAACCACAUCUCGCGGGGGGAGUGGUGCUGCAACACGGCGGACGGCAACGCCUGGUUCGGCGACACGUACUUCUCCGUCGCCAACUGGACGCGCGGGCUCGGCUACAUGGCGGAGCACGGCAAGGCCUGGCCGGCGCUGGUCUCCAUGUCACUGCGCAACGAGCUGCGGACGCCGGACGACGACGAGGCCCUCGCCAACAGCUCGUACAACUGGCAGGACUGGUACAAGUACAGCAAGGAGGGCACCGAGGCCAUCAACUCCAACAACGCCGACGUCCUGAUCUUCCUGUCCGGCCUGAACUUCGACACGUACCUGACGCCCGUGGUUCAGGGCACGGCCUUGACGCCCGGCAACGAGACGUUCGCCCUGUCCGACUUCGACGGGUACACGGACAAGCUGGUGCUGGAACUCCACAACUAUGCGAACAGUGCGACUGACUGCACGAGCUUGCAACAGAGCCUCUACGACGACGGUUUCCAGGCACUACAUCCCGAGGACGAGGGCACUGUCAAUGUCUUCCCGGUGGCUUUGACAGAAUUCGGCUUCGCCCAGGAUUCAACCACAUGGGAGAGCGUGUACGCGACCUGCAUUGCGGAUUUUCUGAUCAAGGAGAAAACCAGCUGGUUCAUUUGGGCACUUUCUGGAAGUUACUAUAUCCGAUCUGGAACUCAGGACUAUGACGAGACGUGGGGCUUGCUAACCCAUGACUGGUCGACAUGGCGCAGCCCUGAGUACAUUGAGGGUAACCUUACCGCUUUGGUCGGUUCGACUGCAUCGCCUUAG
Molecule: messenger RNA, 1293 nt
Organism: Truncatella angustata
Lineage: Eukaryota; Fungi; Ascomycota; Sordariomycetes; Amphisphaeriales; Sporocadaceae
Product: glycoside hydrolase superfamily
Exons: 1
Coding region: 1-1293 (430 amino acids)
Molecular function (GO): hydrolase activity, hydrolyzing O-glycosyl compounds
Source: RefSeq, a predicted model, not a curated record